AUGUCACAAUCUACAAUCCUUUGCCGAAGUACCGCUGCAAUAUUAUCGACAGUGACCGUGGUAUCGUUGUACACAUUUUGGACGAGGCGUAGUGGCGGAAAGCGUCAACGGCUUCGGCAAAAGCUUCCCAACAGUCUGAACUCUUGGAGGAUGGAAGAAGCAGAGGACGAACUUUGGAACAUUUGGAGGAACUCUUGUCUUGCCAAGUGGCGGUUACAUCCUGGCGGAGUCUUCGCUCCCAACGCAGGCCUCCUGGCAAUUCCCACCCACUAUCUGGUGGCUUUUCGUAUGUUACACCUAUCCGCAAGGAUGGUCCAGGAUCAGUUAAUUGGCUUGGUGGAUAUGAAUGUACCGUUCGUAUCAUUACAACAUCCGUCUGCCGUUACCGGAUCCCACCAAUACACUGAGCAGAACGCUCUUGCAAGAAUUGCACGUACGCGCGAAGGGCAUGAUGUCAUCAUCCGAGUUAUUGUCGUCGGAAGGGAAGGACAUGAACACCUCGAGAUCCUCAGGAAAAUUGCUACUGGCGAACAUAGUCUCUACAGCAACAAUCAUGCUCUUCCCAUGUUUUCCGAGUAUCAGGUGGACGAUAUCGUUCUUGGUUUUUUCCCCAAAGUUGACGCACCGAUGCUAGAUAUUUAUUACUUCUGGGCGAGGAACUCUGUCGGUGAUAUUGUCUACAUGCUCAUGCAGAUGUUGGAGGCCCUGGCAUUUAUUCACGAUUUAAAGAUUGCUCAUCGAGACGCAUUUCGUGAUAAUUUCGUUGUUGAACGGCAGCCGGAUUCGCUUGUUACGAUGAAAAUUGCCCCAUUUUGUCCUCGAGUAUAUUUGAUCGACCUUGGAGUCGCAGUAAUGUUCCCGCCAGAAUGCCCCGCAGACGAUUGCAUUUCGAUAAGUCCUCCCGUAGGCGGCUCCUUCCCAGAUUCGGAAAAAUAUGCUCGUCCUUGCCCCCCCGAGUUAGAGAAUGGAGAACCCUAUAAUCCCUUCAAACUCGACGUUUGGCAACUAGCCUUGUGUUUCACAGAAUUCAGGAGCACCGUUCCCGAGAUUGAUGACGACCUCGUGAGUAUGGUCGAAUUUGAUCCGAUACAUCGACCAAGUGCGAAGGAAGCUCUGGAUAAACUAGGGGCAAUCGUUCAUUCGAUGACACCAGAGUCAUUGCUCAUUGAGCCGAAGCUGCGUCCACAGUCUUGGGCCCCAGAGUGGGGCAGUUCCACGUGGGUUGAUCCUCCCGAAACUCUGUUGAAAUAUUUUCCGGUUUAG
Molecule: messenger RNA, 1263 nt
Organism: Laccaria bicolor S238N-H82
Lineage: Eukaryota; Fungi; Basidiomycota; Agaricomycetes; Agaricales; Hydnangiaceae
Exons: 5
Coding region: 1-1263 (420 amino acids)
Biological process (GO): protein phosphorylation
Molecular function (GO): ATP binding; protein kinase activity
Source: RefSeq, a predicted model, not a curated record